Herpailurus yagouaroundi (jaguarundi) is the source of this 4873-nucleotide messenger RNA. It is a transcript of the gene TRPC4, whose product is annotated as transient receptor potential cation channel subfamily C member 4. Bases 1279 to 4212 code for a protein of 977 amino acids. Gene Ontology annotation, molecular function: store-operated calcium channel activity; protein binding; inositol 1,4,5 trisphosphate binding. The transcript is spliced from 11 exons. The record is from RefSeq and is a predicted model, not a curated record. Gene Ontology annotation, cellular component: plasma membrane; cation channel complex. Lineage: Eukaryota; Metazoa; Chordata; Mammalia; Carnivora; Felidae. Gene Ontology annotation, biological process: regulation of cytosolic calcium ion concentration; calcium ion transmembrane transport.
AAAUAUAUGUUAAAGACAUAUACUUAUCCCAGUAUGUGUAAUUCUAUUAGGGGUUUAUUUUUAAAGACACACUCAAAUAGAAUAUGCAGAAUUUUGUUUAUCUGGCCAAGAUAAAACAUUACAUCAAUAAAUGUUAGCUUCACUUUUAUUUUCUUAGGCACUAAAACAUUUUAAUUACUGAUGAUGAAUAGGAAGAUGAGUUAUUCCUUGAAAAAAUACAAAACUAUUUACAGUUGCAUUGUAUAAAACAGACUUACUUUCAUAUAUAUUGCCCCCUCCCUUGUUAAAUAGAAAGCAGACUUGUAUUUAUUGUAAAGUUCAUUACCACGUCUACAGACAGAUGUGUUCUCGAACAUGUUAUAAAAGCCAUCAUUUAACAUUAAGAAAACUAAAAAAAAAAAAAAUUGAAGAUGCUAAUGUAUUUUUGUGUUUGAGAGUCAAAAGAGAUUCAGGGAAGGAAGGGAAUUUUUGUUGUUUGUUGUUGUUCCUGUCUUUGUUUUCUGGAGAGAUCUUAAAGGAACCUGGUUUGCCUCAGUGUACUUUGGUAUUUUUGGAGGGGGAUAAUCUAGCAGUAGUGCUCCUAAAAAUUUAGGAGUCGGGUCUGAGCUUGAGAUCAACCCAGGAGAAGAGUAGUAAACUAAAGAGAAAUUUAGAAAUAAGAAAAGUGAUUUAAAAGAAAACCACAAAAGCAGCAUGAACAUGACACCUGUGGGUGAUCUCUAGCGAUAUCCUCUUUACUCCUGUAAAUCUUCCCAAAAAAAAACUCAACUCAGGUGACCUACAAAGGAAAGGAGGGGGGAAAAGGGAUAACCAAGAAGGGAAAUUUAAUUUUGCGCCUUGGAGUCUGCCUGUGAGUGCCGGCUUGCCGCCUACCCCCGGCUCCCUUGGGGAAUAUUCCUCGGGAAGAAACUGGUGCUCCUCUCAGUCUGCCCAGCACCGACUCCCAGAAGGUGUCACAUCGCGUGGUUGGGACGGGAAGAAAGCGUUGCCACUCAUCUGUUGCACAGCCCGAGGAUGGAGCAGGCAGCUGCUGAGAUGAGGUCGGGGACCAACAGCUCGCCCCAGGGCUCUCGGAAAAUAAAGGAAGUCCAGUAGAAACCGAGGGUCUCAAGGGGACAACCCUCAGCGAAGAUUCCGCGCGGACGCCACUCUUGAUCUGAUCUUACAAAUGGACUCUCGAGUCACAGGGCCGUGACCAACCAAGGCUCCGUGAGUCACAAGCUGGGAAUCACCACGUCGCAUUUACAGCAAAGACAAGGAAAUAGCAUGGCAUGAAACAUGGCUCAGUUCUAUUACAAAAGAAAUGUGAAUGCCCCCUACAGAGAUCGCAUCCCUCUGAGGAUAGUCCGAGCGGAAUCCGAACUCUCACCAUCAGAAAAAGCCUACUUAAAUGCUGUGGAAAAGGGAGAUUAUGCAAGUGUCAAGAAAUCCCUGGAGGAAGCUGAAAUUUAUUUUAAAAUCAAUAUUAAUUGCAUUGAUCCUCUUGGACGAACUGCUCUCCUCAUUGCAAUUGAAAAUGAGAACUUGGAGCUCAUCGAACUACUUUUAAGCUUUAAUGUCUAUGUUGGAGAUGCGCUAUUACACGCUAUUAGGAAAGAAGUUGUUGGAGCUGUUGAGCUGUUACUGAAUCACAAAAAGCCCAGUGGAGAAAAACAGGUGCCUCCCAUACUCCUUGAUAAGCAGUUCUCUGAAUUCACUCCAGACAUUACACCAAUCAUUUUGGCAGCCCAUACAAAUAAUUAUGAGAUAAUAAAGCUUUUAGUUCAGAAAGGAGUUUCGGUGCCCAGACCCCACGAGGUCCGCUGUAACUGUGUCGAAUGCGUCUCCAGUUCAGAUGUGGAUAGCCUCCGCCAUUCACGCUCAAGACUCAACAUCUACAAGGCCUUGGCCAGCCCCUCUCUCAUCGCACUGUCAAGUGAAGACCCUUUCCUCACAGCCUUUCAGUUAAGUUGGGAGCUUCAGGAACUGAGUAAGGUGGAGAACGAAUUCAAGUCAGAGUAUGAAGAGCUGUCCCGACAGUGCAAACAGUUCGCUAAGGACCUACUGGAUCAGACAAGGAGCUCCAGAGAACUGGAAAUCAUUCUUAAUUACAGAGAUGACAGUAGUCUCAUAGAAGAACAAAGCGGAAAUGAUCUCGCAAGACUAAAAUUGGCUAUAAAGUACCGGCAAAAAGAGUUUGUUGCUCAGCCCAACUGUCAACAACUGCUUGCAUCUCGCUGGUAUGAUGAGUUCCCGGGCUGGAGGAGACGACACUGGGCAGUGAAGAUGGUGACGUGUUUCAUAAUAGGACUCCUUUUUCCCGUCUUCUCUGUGUGCUAUCUUAUAGCUCCUAAAAGCCCACUGGGACUGUUCAUCAGAAAGCCCUUUAUCAAGUUCAUCUGCCAUACAGCGUCCUAUUUGACUUUUUUGUUCCUGCUGCUGCUUGCCUCUCAGCACAUCGACAGGUCAGACUUGAACAGGCAAGGUCCACCACCAACCAUCGUCGAGUGGAUGAUAUUACCGUGGGUCCUGGGUUUUAUAUGGGGAGAAAUUAAACAAAUGUGGGAUGGUGGACUUCAAGAUUACAUCCAUGAUUGGUGGAAUCUAAUGGAUUUUGUGAUGAAUUCCUUAUAUUUGGCAACAAUCUCUUUGAAAAUCGUUGCAUUUGUAAAGUACAGUGCUCUGAAUCCACGAGAAUCUUGGGACAUGUGGCAUCCCACUCUAGUGGCUGAAGCUUUAUUUGCCAUCGCAAACAUCUUCAGUUCCCUGCGCCUGAUCUCACUGUUUACUGCAAAUUCUCACCUGGGGCCUCUGCAAAUAUCUCUGGGAAGAAUGCUCCUGGACAUUUUGAAGUUCCUAUUCAUAUACUGCCUUGUGUUGCUAGCAUUUGCAAAUGGCCUAAAUCAAUUGUAUUUCUAUUAUGAAGAAACAAAAGGGUUAAGCUGUAAAGGCAUACGAUGUGAAAAGCAGAACAAUGCAUUUUCAACGUUAUUUGAGACACUCCAGUCCCUAUUUUGGUCAAUAUUUGGGCUCAUCAAUUUAUAUGUGACCAAUGUCAAAGCACAGCAUGAAUUCACUGAGUUUGUUGGUGCCACGAUGUUUGGGACAUACAAUGUCAUCUCUCUGGUGGUCCUACUCAACAUGUUAAUAGCUAUGAUGAAUAAUUCGUACCAACUCAUUGCUGACCAUGCAGAUAUAGAAUGGAAGUUUGCUCGAACAAAGCUUUGGAUGAGUUAUUUCGAAGAAGGAGGUACUCUGCCCACUCCCUUCAAUGUCAUCCCGAGCCCCAAGUCUCUCUGGUACCUGAUCAAAUGGAUAUGGACACACCUGUGCAAGAAAAAGAUGAGAAGAAAGCCUGAAAGUUUUGGAACAAUAGGGAGGCGAGCUGCUGAUAAUUUGAGAAGACAUCACCAGUAUCAAGAGGUUAUGCGGAACCUGGUGAAGAGGUAUGUUGCCGCAAUGAUCAGAGAUGCCAAAACUGAAGAAGGUCUGACUGAAGAGAACUUUAAGGAACUAAAGCAAGACAUUUCUAGUUUCCGCUUUGAAGUCCUGGGGUUACUAAGAGGAAGCAAGCUCUCAACCGUCCAGUCGGCUCAGGCCACAAAGGAGUCCUCCAACUCUGCGGACUCGGAUGAAAAGAGUGACAACGAAGGCAGUAGCAAAGACAAGAAAAAGAACUUCAGCCUUUUCGAUUUAACCACCCUGAUUCACCCGCGAUCGGCAGCGAUUGCCUCCGAAAGACACAACAUCAGCAAUGGCUCCGCCCUAGUGGUGCAAGAGCCCCCAAGAGAGAAGCAGAGAAAAGUGAACUUUGUGACCGAUAUCAAAAACUUUGGGUUAUUUCACAGACGGUCAAAACAAAACGCUGCUGAGCAAAAUGCAAACCAAAUCUUCUCUGUUUCAGAAGAAGUUGCUCGUCAGCAGGCCGAAAGACCACUGGAGAGGAAUAUUCAACUGGAAACCCGAGGGUUAGCUUCGCGGGGUGACUUGAACAUCCCUGGUCUCAGUGAACAGUGUAUCUUAGUAGACCAUCGAGAAAGGAAUACGGACACCCUGGGUUUACAGGUGGGCAAGAGAGUGUGUUCCUUCAAGUCGGAGAAGGUGGUGGUGGAGGACACUGUUCCAAUAAUACCAAAGGAGAAGCACGCAAAGGAAGAGGACUCCAGUAUAGACUAUGAUGGAAACCUCACGGACACAGCCACCCACGAAGAUUAUGUGACCACAAGAUUGUGAUACUUGAAGGAGGGAGCAUUGAUCAUACAUAUACAUAUUUUCCAUAGUGCCCUGGGUAGGGGGAGAUGUUUAAAGUAUAUUAGCAAAUGCUAACUUCCACCUCAUAGCAUUUAUCAACUGUCGCAUAUUAACGUGUAACCUGUUUAAAUAAGGCAAAGGCUAUCAAAAACCCUGGUUUCAUAGCCAGCUUUUGCUUUCACAAUUUGUUUUACCUUUUUUUUUUUUUUUUUUUUUGGUUAAUAAAUAAACGCACCUUGUAUUCUUGUACUAUUGCAAUAAUCCACAGGAAAUUUUUAGCUCUCUUUUUCAACUAAAACAAAUGCAACUUAUUUCAUGUGGUAGUUGACUCCUAUAGUAGGUAUUUUUAUAUGCAGAAAAACAAUGCAGCUGAAAUAUUAGAGCUUUUCAUAAUUUGGGGGGAUCUCUAGAGAUGGUUACACAUCAAGGACUUUUCGGGCAGCCCUACAAUUUGGCUUUAAAACACAAAUAUUACCAAAUUAUUUCUGAACAUGUAAAUAUAGCACAGAUUAAAGCAAGCAAGCCUUCUUUUCAUGGAGUCGUGAUCAAACCCCCUCCUAAAAUGAAAAGCAGGUGUACUUUGGAGUUCUAGGAUGCCCACUUUUCCAUUUCAGUAAGUAAAAUAAAUGUUUGUCUUAAUAAA